Messenger RNA from Necator americanus (New World hookworm), 852 nucleotides. RefSeq lists its product as uncharacterized. NCBI's taxonomy places the organism in Eukaryota, Metazoa, Nematoda, Chromadorea, Rhabditida, Ancylostomatidae. The transcript is spliced from 5 exons. The record is from RefSeq and is a predicted model, not a curated record. The coding region runs from base 1 to 852 and encodes 283 amino acids.
AUGUCGGUAAGAAAUCGUACGGCACUCGGUCCCGGCAAGAUAAGCCCAGAACACUUGAAGAACCUUCCACCAGUACUCAUCAACACCUUGGCGAGGCUCUUUACAUGUUACCUGUUGGAAUGCAAGGUUCCUAAACAGUGGAAGAUCACCAAGACCGUGUUACUGUUUAAGAAAGGAGACCCACAAGACAUCGGCAACUAUCGCCCAAUCUGCUUACUGUCUGUCAUCUACAAGCUAUUCACAAGAGCAGAAGCGGUCAUGGAGGCUUCGGACAACCAAGGGAUCCCUACUCAGUACAUAAAGGUACUUCGAGAGUUGUACAGUAACUUCACCACCAGAGUUUCACCAUACUACAAGAAUAUCAUUGUUGACUUGAAGAGGGGGGUCCGACAGGGUGAUACAAUCUCACCCAGAAUAUUCACAGCCACCCUCGAGAACGCAAUGCGAAAGUUGGAAUGGGACGACAUGGGAAUGAAGGUUGAUGGUGGCCUCAGCCAAGCGGAACGAAUGCUGACCGAAUUCGACGAGACAUGUGGAUGUAUCGGUCUUCAGCCGAAUCUCCAAAAUACGAUAUUUACGCCUAACGAAUGCAUCACGGGUGUCCCCAUUUACGCUCUAACGGAACGAACAUAUCCGAAUGCACCAGCUACCGUGAAACUUCAACGUGUUGUCAAUCUUCUAUCGAAGCUGGCUGCAGCCUAUGGACUACGUCUACGCCUUGGUAAGAUAUGGAAUAGCGACGAAUGGAUUGAUUCUGUGCAAGCUCUGGCAGAAGAUCGAGAAGGUUGGGCAGAGCUGUGUUCAAGGACGGCACACCUCAGCGAAGAUGCGGGUAAUCGCGUCAAACGAUGA